Molecule: messenger RNA, 1583 nt
Organism: Cryptomeria japonica (Japanese cedar)
Lineage: Eukaryota; Viridiplantae; Streptophyta; Pinopsida; Cupressales; Cupressaceae
Product: mitochondrial phosphate carrier protein 2, mitochondrial
Exons: 6
Coding region: 416-1444 (342 amino acids)
Biological process (GO): mitochondrial phosphate ion transmembrane transport
Cellular component (GO): mitochondrial inner membrane
Molecular function (GO): phosphate transmembrane transporter activity
Source: RefSeq, a predicted model, not a curated record
UUGGCAAUUAAAUUUUCCUGUCAUUUACUGAAGGGACUCAAAUUCUCAGACGUGUAACGUGCAGAUUCAUUUCAGGGAGUUUGGUGUGCAUUCCAGAAAGCUUGGCCUGGUCCUUUUUGACUAGUAUCUAAGUCAAAAAGCAUACUAACAUCAGCCAUUGGAGUGAUCUACCCGGAAGAUGCCAGUCAGAGCAUUACCUGAUCAAAUGAAAUACUGCAACAGAGCUCCAAAAUUGAAUGAGAGCUGAGCCUAUAUAUGUACAAAUUCCCCUGCACUUCUUGUUAUGUAAUUGGUUUCCAAGCCAUCCUUGGUAUAUCUUUGGGUUGAGAGGGAUUUGUGAAAACAAAAAAGAUUCAAUCUUUCAGAACUGAUCUUCUACAAAAAGAUUGAAUCUUUCAGAACUGAUCUUCUACAGAUGGCCAUGAUGAAGAAGCAUCAGUGUGAAACUAUUGUUCCAAGUCAUCUGUAUUAUUCAUCUGGUAAAGUUGAGAAUCCUUUUAUGGUAGCAUCACCUAGUGAGCCCAAUAAGAUUGCCAUGUUCAGUCCAGCAUAUUAUGGUGCAUCUGCCAUUGGAGGAAUUCUCAGUUGUGGGCCUACUCAUACCGCCGUUACCCCUCUAGAUGUUAUCAAAUGUAGCAUGCAGAUUGAUCCUGUAAAAUACAAAAAUAUCUCUAGUAGUUUUCGGGUAAUGAUGAGAGAGCAAGGAUUGAAGGGGUUUUCCAGGGGAUGGGCUCCAACUUUUUUGGGGUACAGUGCACAAGGGGGCUUCAAAUAUGGAUUCUAUGAGUUCUUUAAGAAAUAUUAUUCAGAUAUUGCGGGUGCAGAGUAUGCUGCAAAGUACAAGACAUUGAUCUACCUGGCAGGCUCAGCUUCUGCAGAGGUCAUUGCUGAUGUUGCUCUCUGCCCUUUUGAGGCAGUAAAAGUGAGGGUGCAGACAAAACCAGGCUUUGCCAGAGGCUUAUCUGAUGGCCUACCCAAAUUAGUCAGAUCAGAGGGACUGCUUGGUUUGUACAAGGGCAUUGGACCACUAUGGGCUCGUCAAAUACCUUACACAAUGAUGAAGUUUGCAUCAUUUGAAAAUACAGUAGAGCUGUUGUACAAGCAUGUUGUCCCUAAACCAAAGGAGCAAUGUAGUGCCCCACUUCAAGUGGGUGUAAGUUUUACAGCAGGAUAUAUUGCUGGAAUAUUGUGUGCUGUCAUUUCCCAUCCUGCAGAUAACCUUGUUUCAUUUCUUAACAAUUCUCAGGGUGCUACUGUGGCACAGGCUGUGCAAAAAAUGGGGCUAGUAGGUCUUUGCACUCGAGGUCUUCCUUUGAGAAUUCUUAUGGUUGGAUCACUUACUGGAGUACAAUGGGGAAUAUAUGAUUCCUUCAAAGUGUUUGUUGGCCUACCAACCACAGGCGGUAGUACAAACCAAACCAGCACAGAGGAAUAUAAAGAGUGAAAGCAUUAUGAUAGGGAAUUCAUUUAUUUUCUUAAACUAUUUUAAACUACAAUUGUAACCUUUUAUUUAUUAUUUUUUCCUUCAUAUCUAAUUUGAAGGAUUUAUCAUUCUUAAUCUAUUAUGAGUUGUAAUUGAUAUU